Saprolegnia diclina VS20 is the source of this 1598-nucleotide messenger RNA. RefSeq lists its product as hypothetical. Bases 10 to 1473 code for a protein of 487 amino acids. The transcript is spliced from 2 exons. The record is from RefSeq and is a predicted model, not a curated record. Gene Ontology annotation, biological process: protein O-linked glycosylation. NCBI's taxonomy places the organism in Eukaryota, Oomycota, Saprolegniomycetes, Saprolegniales, Saprolegniaceae. Gene Ontology annotation, molecular function: alpha-1,3-mannosyltransferase activity. Gene Ontology annotation, cellular component: Golgi apparatus.
GCCAAUCCCAUGCACGCGCAGCGUUUUGAGCACGGGCCAGUGGCGCGGCCGGCCGGCCGUCGCCCGCCAUCUCUGGCCUUGGUGCUGCUCGCUCCAUUGCUGCUGCUAGUGUGCAUUGCGCCCUUUCUCUAUAUGCAGCUCCCCGCGGGCGAGAGAAGCGCAUCGCAUCUCUUGCGGCCCCACGUCGCCCUCAACGUGCCGACGUACAGUCCAUCGACCUUCCAGGCGCAAUCGGCAUCCACCGGCGCCGGCAUUGUCAUUCCGCUGCACAACAAUAUGGCCGCACUGGGCGUCUCGCUCAUUCUUGAGCUUCGGCGACUUAAUUCGACGCUCCCGAUCCAGAUCUACCACUGCUUCUCUGGCGAGCUCGUGGACGAGACGCAGGCGCUCCUGCGGGCGACCGAUCCGCUCGGCCGCGUCGAGAUUGUUGACGUUUGUGCGCUUCUUCUGGCCAACGGAGUGUUCCCGAGUCACUGGAUCGCGCUCGAGUACCAGAGCUACUUGAUCAAGGUCCUUUCGCUCCUCCACACGUCGUUCGACCAAGUCAUGCUUCUGGACGCGGACGUCAUCUUCUUGGAGUCGCCGGAUACGCUCUGGACCAUGCCCGGGUACAACCAAACCGGUACCCUCUUCUUUUACGACCGGCAGAUUCAUGUGCCCGCCUUCUUCAACACGCCAAUGACGCAGCCCAAGCGACCUGGUAGUCGGAAGAAGACACUCUUGCAUCACUUGUUCCAGCACUUUCCAUACAGUGCGUUCGGCUUGCGCCAGCCCCAUCUCUCGAGCCAAUUGCGCGCGUCAAGCGCGUGGCAGGGCAAAACAGCCCACGAGCAAGACUCGUCGAUCGUUUUGAUCCACAAGACACGCGUCGCCCCCGUCGUGUGGCAAGUGCUCUGGCACUUGGUGCACCACCUCCGCUUUGAGUGCGCGUACAAACCCGGUCUUUCGUGGGGCGACAAGGAGUACUUUUGGCUGGCCUUUGCCCUUGCCGACGCCCCGUACGCCUUUUCGCCGUUUGCGGCCGCCAACGUGGCGCUGCCAGAAGACAUGCGUCUGCACAACGACACGCUCUGCGGUAGCCUCGCGCACUACUUGCCCAUCGAGACCGAGACAGAUGCGACCCGACUGCUCUACAUUAAUGGCAACGACGUGCUCUCGCCGUACUGGCGGGCAUCGAAACAGUACGCAGUCGCUCCGAAUGCGUCGUGGAACGAGAAGGAAGCCUUCUUGAUCGACCGCAUUCCAUCGCACGUGACGCCGCGGCGCACCCAAAGAAGCGAAGAAGCGCGUCGUGCCGGCUUGAACGAGGCGUGCUUGGUCGGCCAGGGUGCCCGCCACAUGACCGACCCACGGUUUCGACCACAGCUGGUCCAGCGUAUUCAAGACACCAUUGCAGCGGCGCGGAUCGUCCAAACCAAACCGCCCAACAACUGGGACGCUGUCGCGGCCCGGCAAGGCUCCCCGCGCGCAUAAACCAGCAGUGAAAUGGCCCUUGGCGCCAAUGUUCUUCCGUCAACAAGCUCAUUCACGUGAUGCGUCCAAGAGUGACCCACCGCUCCUAGUAUGGAAUGCAACAAAUAAGAGCUGAGAGCAUCCAA